AUGUUCAUUCUAGGUGAUCUGGUUGGCGGUGGUGUUGUUGCAAUGCCUGUCGCAUUCGCUCAGACAGGGUUUGUGGUAGGCAUGCUGUUCAUGGUAAUCAUUUGUGCAAUUUUUGUAACAACAGGCUGGUUACUUGCUGAUACCUGGGAAAUUAUGCGUGAACGAUGGCCAGAAUAUCGUAAACAUUGUCGGAAACCUUUUUCAGAGAUGGCUCUGCGAAGCAUGAGCAAGACGUCAGAAAUUGUCACCAAAGUGACUGUCUACUCAACUCUGUUCGGUGCCACCGUCGUUUACAUACUUCUUUCCUCUAAGAUAAUUCAGAAAUUUAUGGCUAAUUUCGAUCUGAAUUUUAAUUUCUGCUUGCUUCUCAUCAUCGUUUCUAUGUCUAUAUUACCCAUAACAUUUCUUAAAUCACCUGCUGAUUUCUGGUGGGCAAUCCUUAUUGCUGUUCUUUGUACCGUUAUAACCAUUGUUAUGAUAUUCGUUGGUAUUAGUUUAGAUUUUCAUGAUUGCUACCAUGAGGCUUACUAUUCGGAUAUUUCAAUUGAUGCCAUUCUCAGCUUGGGCAUUUUUCUGUUUGCCUUCAACGGACACCAAGUUUUUCCAACUGUGCAAAACGAUAUGCGCAAUCCGCCAGAUUUCAAAAAAUCAGUUUUAGUCGGAUUCGUCUUUGUGGGAUUACUUUAUAUGCCUUUAUCCGCUUAUGCAUUUCUCGUAUACGGUAACAGUAUGUCAAACUCGGUAAUAGAUUCAGUGCAAACAACUUGGAUUCGUUACGUUGCUGAUUUAUCUAUAGCGGUACAUUGCAUUCUUGCAAUUAUUAUCACUGUGAAUCCAGUCAACUUGCAAUUGGAAGACACUUUCAAUGUGCCACAUAAAUUCUGUUUCAAGCGAGUGGUGGUCCGCACAGGCCUACUACUGGCAGCAUUAUUUGUUGGUCUAUCACUCCCGAACUUUGGUUCUGUAAUGAAUUUAUUCGGAAGUACCACAGUACCUUGUACAUGUGUCAUUUUACCGACCCUAUUUAGUAUUUAUAUUAAAGCUGCUACCUAUGACAAAAAUAAGGAUAUGUGGAUUAAGCCGACAUUUCGGGAGGUGCUGCAAAAAACACCGAAAGCUCAACUUUCAGCUUUAAUACUCAUAAAUGUUAUAACUGUGAUUUGUUCCAUGAUCGCUACUGCAUUGUCUGUUAAAGAAAUAUUAGGAGUGCGGUUCACUCCACCAUGUUAUGCUUUGCCGUUUCUUACCCAUAAGAAUAGAGCACAGCUGGAUGCCGAUGUGCUCAAUUGCUGUGGAAUGUUUAGGAACAUUUCGAAAUUCAACUUUCAAUGUGGUGCUCCAUCUUGAUCAUAUGCUCUUAUUUUCACGCUUUUUAAUUUAAAUCUUACUUUUGAUAAGCUCUCAUCCAUUUACUGUAACUGUUCGCAAAUAAACUUACACUUAUAAAGUAAUCAGUGAUAAAUAUGUUUGCACU
This is a messenger RNA of Loa loa (African eye worm), 1474 nucleotides long. RefSeq names its product transmembrane amino acid transporter. Gene Ontology annotation, molecular function: L-alanine transmembrane transporter activity; L-proline transmembrane transporter activity. Lineage: Eukaryota; Metazoa; Nematoda; Chromadorea; Rhabditida; Onchocercidae. Bases 1 to 1347 code for a protein of 448 amino acids. Gene Ontology annotation, biological process: amino acid transmembrane transport; L-alanine transport. The transcript has 8 exons. Gene Ontology annotation, cellular component: vacuolar membrane. The record is from RefSeq and is a predicted model, not a curated record.